This is a messenger RNA of Mandrillus leucophaeus (drill), 4710 nucleotides long. RefSeq names its product myeloid/lymphoid or mixed-lineage leukemia (trithorax homolog, Drosophila); translocated to, 1 (gene MLLT1). The record is from RefSeq and is a predicted model, not a curated record. The transcript has 14 exons. NCBI's taxonomy places the organism in Eukaryota, Metazoa, Chordata, Mammalia, Primates, Cercopithecidae. Gene Ontology annotation, biological process: regulation of DNA-templated transcription. Gene Ontology annotation, cellular component: super elongation complex. The coding region runs from base 1 to 2052 and encodes 683 amino acids.
AUGGGAGGAGACGCAGGGGCUGCGUGGGAGUACGGAGGGGAGAAGGCACGGGGCGUCCGCGGCAAGUGCACCGUCCAGGUGAGGUUAGAGCUGGGGCACCGUGCCCAACUGCGCAAGAAGCCCACCACGGAGGGGUUCACUCACGACUGGAUGGUGUUUGUCCGCGGCCCCGAGCAAUGUGACAUCCAGCACUUCGUGGAGAAGGUGGUCUUCUGGCUGCACGACAGCUUCCCCAAGCCCAGACGCGUGUGCAAGGAGCCCCCUUACAAAGUAGAGGAGUCGGGGUACGCUGGCUUCAUCAUGCCCAUCGAGGUGCACUUCAAAAACAAGGAGGAGCCGAGGAAGGUCUGCUUCACCUACGACCUGUUCCUGAACCUGGAAGGCAACCCGCCCGUGAACCACCUGCGCUGCGAGAAGCUCACCUUCAACAACCCCACCACGGAGUUCCGGUACAAGCUCCUGCGGGCCGGCGGGGUGAUGGUAAUGCCCGAAGGAGCAGACACGGUGUCCAGGCCCAGUCCCGACUACCCCAUGUUACCCACAAUUCCACUCUCUGCCUUCUCUGACCCCAAGAAGACCAAACCAUCCCACGGCUCCAAGGUUAGUGAGGCGGAAGGCCCAGUCGCAUGGGAGCGCCGGGCCCAGCUGUGCCCUGAGAGCUUCGCCGACGGCUGCUGGGGCGGCCGCUGGGUAGAGUGUCUGUCUAGGCUGCAGCUGCCCACCUCCUCAACCCUCCUGAGGGCAGCCGGGGCUACUCCUGCCCUUGGCUAUGCCAGGCUUUGCAUCUCGGGCUAUGGCUCACUGCAGAGGUUCGUGGGGGAAGGGCAGGGGAAGCCAGGUGGGCGCCAGCUGAAUUCCAGUGUGGAAGAAACUUUUUAUGGUCUCAUCUCGUCCCAGUCGGUCAGGGAGGAGUCUGUCCCUGGACACUCAGGUGGUUUUGAGAGGCCUCUGCCCAGCCUGCCCCUCCCGCAUAUCUUUGGGGGAGCUGUGAAGCGUGACCCCCCUCCUCCCUGGUACUCUCACUGCUCCCAGAGCCCCUCCCCAGGGCCUUCAGGGUCUGGCUGCUGCUGGCUUCUGUACCAGCAGGCCAGGUGCGUGAUCGUCUGGACAGGCUCUGGGGCCGCCGUGCACCUGCUGGCCGCUGCUCCUUUCCUAGCAAGGGCGGAGUCCCAGGCGGCUGACGGCAGAGAAGCCUGCUCAGUGCCCCUGGCCCCGCCCCGGGCUUCCAGCAAGCGGCCGGCCACCGCCGACUCGCCAAAGCCCAGCGCCAAGAAGCAGAAGAAGAGCAGCUCGAAGGGGUCCCGGAGUGCUCCAGGCACCUCGCCCCGCACCUCUUCCUCCUUCUCGGACAAGAAGCCGGCCAAGGACAAGAGCAGCGCCAGAGGGGAGAAGGUGAAGGCCGAGAGUGAGCCACGGGAGGCCAAAAAGGCCCUGGAGGUGGAGGAGUCCAACUCAGAGGACGAGGCCUCCUUCAAGUCCGAGUCUGCCCAGUCAAGCCCAUCCAACUCCAGCUCCAGCUCAGACUCCAGCUCAGACUCGGACUUCGAGCCAUCUCAGAACCACAGCCAAGGACCCCUGCGCUCCAUGGUGGAGGACCUGCAGUCUGAGGAGUCCGACGAGGAUGACUCUUCGUCAGGCGAGGAGGCUGCCGGCAAGACCAACCCGGGGAGGGACUCCAGGUUGAGCUUCAGCGACAGCGAGAGUGACAACAGCGCUGACUCCUCCCUGCCCAGCCGCGAGCCCCCACCCCCCCAGAAGCCACCCCCACCCAACAGCAAGGUGUCAGGCCGGAGGAGCCCUGAGUCCUGCAGCAAGCCCGAGAAGAUCCUCAAGAAGGGCACCUACGACAAGGCCUACACGGACGAGCUAGUGGAGCUACACCGGAGGCUGAUGGCGCUGCGGGAGCGCAACGUGCUGCAGCAGAUUGUGAAUCUGAUCGAGGAGACCGGCCACUUCAACGUCACCAACACCACCUUCGACUUCGACCUCUUCUCCCUGGACGAGACCACCGUGCGCAAACUGCAGAGCUAUCUGGAGGCCGUGGCCACAUGACCCUGGGCCGCGUGCCGGGCCCCCACCACCGGGGUCCUGGGAGGCUGCAGCCGGGCCCCGCCUGCCCUCCUCUCCCGUCUCGCCUGCCCGCAGCACUGCCUUAGCGACAGCCCUGUCCUCGCCCGCACGGCCCGCUGCACUUUCCUCGGCGGCUCCCUGCCCACUCUCCCUGCUCCAUCGCCAGGAGCCCUGGGGCCAGGCUGGGCCACCCGCGAGCCGCCCCUCGGGCUCCCCUCAGAGAGCGGCUGGUGUUGAAGGCAGCUCUGGGCAGAGACAGGGCCGGGGGCCCCUCGCCCAGCCUUGGGACCAGGCCCCACUCCUCGGCGGGCUGUGCGGCAGGGCGUGGCUGCCCCAGCCUUUCUGAGCAGCGGACCGAAGGCUGGGGAGCGUCUCCAGCCUCCUGAAUGGUUCAGAACACACCCUCUGCCCACCCUGGGCCUUAGAAGGCCCUGCCUGUGUGUCUGCGUCGUCCUCCGUGUAGACCUAGCGCCGGCUCCUCCCCGGCUCACGCUGCGCUGGGGUCCGUGCUGUAUAGUUCUCUCUAUUAUAUAUGUGUGUGCACUGUCUGGUUAAGAGCAGUGUCCAUGUGCGUUUCUGUGGCAGCAGUGCACGUGGGGGGGGUGGGGGGUGCGUACGGUGGGGCUUGUAGGUUAAGAUGUCUCCGCGGUGGUGUGUGGGGCUGGAGGCCGAGCCAGGCACGGCAGCCGGCCCUCUCCAGACGUAUGGAGGAGUUCUCCCUUUGCCGUUCCAAGGAUGCCGCCGCCUCCUGCCGGGGCUCCCGGGGGGCCAGCCAACACUACAAAGGGCAGUGAGUCCUCAGGGCGCCGGGGAGCCCCCACUCCGCUCUCGGGCUCUACUCAGACUAGCGCCAACAGUCUCCGGGGCAGACUCGCAUCGGCCGCCCCGGGGCUCGGCCUCCUCCCAUAGGCUCCUCUUCCUCUCUUUCAUUCAUCAAGUCUUCAAACUUUGAAAAAAAAAUAUGAGCUUUUGCCAAAUAAGACGGGAUAGUUUAUGGAGUUUUCUGAGGCGCAUUGGACUCCGGUCAGCCCCUUGAGCGUGGGCUCGGCCGUCGGCAGGCCCGCUGGGUUGGCUGGGCUGACCCUCCCAGGCUGCCUUUCUCUCUGGUCGUGGCCUGGCCCGCCCCGGCCUCCACCGCCACAAUUCAUGCUGGUGCCGUGCCUGCAGCCCCACUCCUGGUAUGCCUGAGAUUCUCCCCGGGCCAAGCCGGUCCUCCUUCCCGGCCCACUCUUCCAGGACCAGGACGCUCCUGUGGAGCCAGCCCACCUUGGCUGAGGGUCCCAGGGGCUGGAGGCCUGCCUGGUUAGCCUCCGUUUCCCAGACCUUGACUCGAGGCGCCUCCAGUCCUCCCAAGCCCCUGACUUUCAAGUCCUUUCAAGUCCUUGUGCCCUGACCAAGUUAUGAGGAAAAGAGGGCUGAGGGCCUGGAGGUGGACUCGCGCCCUCUCGAACCCACCUAGAUGUCUCCUCCUCCCCAGCCUAUGAGCUCAGACUUGGGGGGCUCCAUCUGUCCCUCCCUGAGGUCCCCAAUCUUGUCCCUGCUCUGAUUCUGUCAGCAGACCUGAACACUCCUUGGUGGGGACCCUGCCUCCAAGGCUGCCCCCAACCAGCUGUCCUGGGGAAACUCCCCAGAACUCUCGGGGAAGGGCCCGAGAACCUUCCGAGGAAGCCUCCGGGACUCCUCGCCACCUGCUCUGUUUCUCUCCCGGCCCCACUGCCUUCAGGUAUCAGGAAGAGGGCAGGCCCCUGUGCCCCCUCUCCCCUUCCCAGGUCGGCCAACAAUACUCCACCGUGGGGCGCUUCCUUUCUUCUCUGGAAACUAAGACAUUGGACUGAAGGAACUGGCCUGAGGGGGGCUGACCGGGGGCCUGUGCUGCUGGGUGCUCUAUGCACAGAGGCCGCCGGGGGUCACGGACAGGAAUCUCAGCCCAGGAUGCUGGCCUUGCUCCUUCACGAGAGUCCCCCCCAGGAUCCACACAGCGACUCGAGCAGCCUUCCGCUCAGCCAGAGGAGGGCCGGGCUCCCCCGCCUGCUGUCAGUGGUGGCGUCUGGCCCUUCCUGCGGUUUCCAAGGCCUCCGGAAGCACCAACCCAGUUCUCAGUUACCUCCUCUGGCCGGAAGGCCUCACGUUGUCCUCCAGAGCUGCUCUGGGCCCAGGGCUGGCUCCGUGACCACCCGAUGGACGUGCCGGGCAGCAUGGGCUCCAAAAGCAGCAUCCCCAGCUGCUCUCCCACCCCACCCCGGCUGCCCGGCAGCUGGGCCCACGAGGGCUCUGGGGACACUUCCAUAGGAAGGGGCCCGGCACUUUGUGAUUGCCACGUGUUUCGUGUUAAGCCGCCUGCCCCCAGUGCAAAUCUCUGUGUUUUGCUCUCUCCUGAACAAAAAUGUAAACCGACGCCGGAAAGCAAAUGGUAUCGAAUACCUUUCUUGCCCAUAAGGGUUUUUACAAAGAAUGUGUCUCACUAGGAACUAGGACACUCAUCGGCCCGAGACCAACUCCUGGAUAAAAGGAAUAAGGAGAAUCGUGUUUGUAAUGAGUUACAGGAUUGUUUCUUUCCUGGAUUUUAAACUUUUGUUAAAUUGUGAAAUUAUGGAGGAGUUUUAUAGAAAAAAAAGUGAAAUAAAGUCAGAUGGGAAAGCA